UAUGAUCCUCAGAGACGCUUCGCGGGAUCAACUAUGAUGAGACCGAAGAAGAGACUAGGAGAAACGUAGAGGAAGAAGUGAGAAGAGUCAGUGGGAGUCACGAUCUAGCAGGGUUGAAUCAUUAUUGAAACAUUGGUCCGCGUCAGUCGUGGAGAAGAUCUCGCAGAAGAUUCAAACCAUGCAGCUAUAUCUCAUUAUCCUAAUCUUCCUCGCGAGUAUGGUACUCGCGAGAUAUCAUGAAAAGACGCGUUUUGAUCGUUCCAUUCAUAACGAACACAAAAUGAAGAAUAUAGAAAAGCAAUGGUCUUUUACUGACGACGUAACGCAAUUCAUUGCAUACAAGAGUAGAAGGGAGAAUGAUUGCUAUCUUGAGAAAUUAAAACAAGAUCGAAAUGUAUCACAUAAGAAACGACAACCAAAUGUACUCUACGCAUCGACAGUCCUUACGAAAUUGGAGGCAUGGCAACUUGCUGGAGAUCGAAUUAUUGAUUUCUGCAAUGGACGUAGAAUUAUCUUGCUGCAGACAAAUAAACCAGUACCUGGGCAAACUCUCGAUCCUUUCCUAAAUGAAAUCCCUGUAGAUGAGAAUGAUAUUUUUCCAAGACGAAUAAUUGAUGUGGUUUUAACACCACUAAAGACUCGAGCAAAAAGACAAAUUCAAUUCGAACAACGGGAAAAGUCGGACGAAAAUUUCAAUCGAGUUCGACUAGUUCGUCAACAGACAAAUCAGUUUCGAGGAAAAUUUCGCGGACAAACACAAUCUCAAUACUUGAAUCUUGGUAAUCAUGAACAGAAGGAAGGCAAGGCGGAAGCUGAAGCCACUCAGCAAUCUUCGCACGCAGUAGUGAGUGGCAGUCGUGGUAUGGGUCAAGCGCAAAGUAUGUCAUCGAGUGGUCCAGGUUGUGAAGAUUGUCCUGGAUAUCCCGGCGUAGACAGAGGUCCGGAAAGGAUACUACCUACAGAUACUGAUAAAUAUGUACAAGGUCCAAGGAUUGGUGGUACACCUAUACGUCCUGGAGAAAUAACUGCAGCUUACCCUGGUAGAAUUACUCCUGGUGAACAGAUAACAUAUCCAGGUGGAAUGAUUCCUGGAAGAGUCGGUACUUAUCCCGGUAUUCCAGGAAUUUAUCCGGGAGAUAUUCAACCUGAAACUGAUAAAAUAUAUCCUGGAGGUGUUCGUCCAGAAAUUGUAACACCGAGGACUGAUAAGAUAUAUCCUGAUGGUGUCCGACCCGGAGCGGUACCAGAAGGUGUUGCAACAUAUCCUGGAGGUGUGACUCCAGAAGGUGCAAUAUAUCCUGGAGCUGUUCGACCUGGUACUGUGACUUCAGGAGUUGGUGUAACAUAUCCUACAGGUGUUCGGCCUGAUACUGUAACUCCAGGAGUCGGUGCAACAUAUCCUGGAGGUGUUCAGCCUGGCACUGUAACACCAGGAGUCGGUGCAACAUAUCCUGGAGGUGUUCAGCCUGGCACUGUAACACCAGGAGUCGGUGCAACAUAUCCUGGAGCUGUCCGGCCUGGCAUUGUGACUCCAGGAGUUGGUCCAACAUAUCCUGCAGGUGUUCGACCAGAUACUGUAACUCCAGGAGUUGGCGCAAUAUAUCCUGCAGGUGUUCAGCCUGGCACUGUAACACCAGGAGUCGGUGCAAUAUAUCCUGGAGGAGUUCAGCCUGGUACUGUAACACCAGGAGUCGGUGUAAUGUAUCCUGGAGGUAUAAGACCAGGAGAUGAUAGAAAGUAUCCACCCGGAACUUUAGUCACAGAAGAUCGUGGAUUAUAUCCUGGAGUUGUUCAGCCUGGAAGAGUUUUACCUGGGGUAACGACAGGAGUAGGUGUAGAGACAUAUCCAGAAACAAUGUAUCCACCUCGAGCCCAACUAGGACCUACCUAUCCUUCUGAUGGCAUAGUAACUACUUCGAUAACAACAGGUACUACUGCUGUCACUGGCGUUAAAGCAUAUCCAAGUGGUAUAACACCUGGGAAAGGCUUACCGGGCGUAGCAUAUCCGGGAGUUUCUGAAACAGGAAUUUACCCCGGAACUGGAACCUAUCCUGGAGGUGUCCGACCUGAUACCGUCUCAGGAAUAAGAGCCGAUACAUAUCCUAGUGGCGUUGCUCCGGGAAGAACAAUAAGUCAAGGAAUUUAUCCUGACGAACAACAAAGGGUGAUUUAUUCCGGUGGCCUUCCAUCAAGUACUUUGCCAGGACAAGUAGUCACGACCACAGGUUCAGUAGGUGCUGGUACACAAAUAAUAACUUAUCCAGGUGGUCGAACAACAGACGGACAAGCGAUUUAUCCUGGCGAUACAAUUCAACCUGGUAGAAUUCCUGAAGGAGUAAGAGGUGCUCCAGGUACUCAAGUUACGUAUCCAGUGGGCACCUAUCCCGGAAGUCCUACUAUACCAGUUACGUAUCCCGGAGGUCGUACAUAUCCUGGUACGCAACAAGUUAUUUCUCCUGACGUUACUUUAUAUCCCGGUCAAGUAGCUUAUCCUGGUGAAGUUGGCCAAGUGCCAACAUACCCAGGCGGACAAUAUCCAAGCGCAGGCACCAGAAUUCCCGAUGGAACAGGCGUACCAGGAGGUAUUCAAUACCCAAUAGGUACAACCGAAGGUCAAACAACAACUGGAGAAACAAAAACAGGUGUCACUGGUCAAUAUCCUGGUCUGUAUCCUGGUGGAAUUAGUGGUCAAGAAAUAGGAAUAGAUCAAUAUCCAAGAAGACCUUACACAGGAAUGGGUGAAACUGCAGGAACCGGAGAACCACCGCAAUAUUAUAUUGGAUCAGGUAGGCCGAUAGGUGUAAUGGACAACGGUGCCGAAUCACAAGCGUCGAGCUCGGUGCAACAAAUGGAGUCGGGUACUCAAGCGAGCGCAUCGGCCCAAGGUAAAUACGGCUCGGGUACGGCUCAAUCACAAGUGACGGGAACCUACAGCGGUUCAGGCACCUUUUCUGCCCAAGCUGGUAGCAGCGACGCUAAUAAAAGCGCUCAAGCCGAGAUUAGUGGAGGCAAAGAAGGAGCUACCAGCAAUGCGCAAGGUAUCGCUGAUCAUGGAAAAAGUCAGACGCAAGUUCAGCUGGAUUCAGAUUCUGGAGCUACUUCGACAGGCGCCCAAAGUAGCGGGUGGAAUCACGGUACUAAUUCUCAAGUACAAGCAAGCUCCAAAGGCGGAAUGGCGGACGCUCAGGCUAACGGCGAAGGCAGUACUUCUAGUCAAGCGCAAAUCGGAUUUCAGCCAUACUUGAAGAAUGAAGAUGAAAAGGUGGAGAAAAACAUGACACCAUUCCGUGGUAGCGGAACGGCUUCGGCCCAAAGCGGCACUCAUCAAGGUCAAUCCCAGUCGCAACUGCAGGGUUCCUUUCAAUACGGAAUCACCUACACCGGCGCGGCUCAAGCUGGUUCUGGAUCCGGUGCCGCAUCAUCACGGAAACCCUUCAAUUUUACCGAUUCCGAACUUUUUAAGCCUUUCAAACCGGAUUCUUUCUUAAAGAAACCGACAAAUGUCGACAGUGUGCAACCGAGUCCAUCAGCAAGUCGAAACGACGAAGACACACAAGAUAAUCGCGAGAAAGGUUUGCAGAGUAGUUCGACCUCGAAACAAACUGUUGUUGUAAGUUCCAAAGAUAAUCCAUCUAAUGAUAAAAAGGUGAAAGCUACUGAGAAAUCGCAAACAGACGAUGCAACAUAUGAUGAAUAUGACGAAUACACGGACGAGGAUGAUUAUUCUACGAGUUCAAGGUUGACAAUCCAGGAAAAGUUUUCGGAGCCUUUGUCAAGUUCGGAUCAUCAAAAACUGAAAACUUCUCAACAACAAAGUCCCAGUCAAAUACAAACGAUACAGAUCGCCAAGGGAAAUCAGUACGACGUUCACGUCAGUCAAGAUUCAAACGUACCGCAAACAGGCCAUACCCUGCAACCAGGACAAUCUGUUUCAGGAUAUACUAUCCCGACUGGUUUUCGUGGUAGAGUAGUAUCGACCUCUGGUACUAAGACUAUCGCUCAAGGUGAUGGCAAGUCUCAAUCGCAGACUGUAUCUUUGGUACCAAAGGAUCUGAAUAACACUAAAUUGCCCGUCACGGAGACUAGGUCGCUUCAAACCAAUCACGAACGUUAUGUCGGCCGACAUACAUCGAAUAAUAAAAGCCAAGGUUCUUUUAUUAAUCAAAACGUAUCUUCCGAUAAGCGCGCGGGACCUACUCCAGCAGUGGCUAUGAAACCAAGUUACUACACUGUGACUAAUAGUUUUACCGGUAAGAUAAAUGGCAACAACGAGCCGAGAAAGUACGAGCAUCGAUAUUACACAAAGAGUUCCACUUGUGGGUAUUUCACGUUCUCUUGCAAUGUCGUAUACGGUUCCAAUGGCAGAACGAAGAUUUGCAAACCAAAAGUGCCGACGUAUCCCAAUGGCACGCCUAUGAAAUGUUGAAUGAGAUUUAUUCAUCGCGAGAUACGACAAUAAUUACUUUCUAUAAUCGUUUCUGUAAAACAUUAUGCGUUACAUCAUUUUUUUCUUCACCUGUAACAUAAAAAUAAAAUGUAAGUAAGUUGCUUAUAUAUACAAUAUAGAUUAUAGAUCAUAUUUGAAUAUUAAUUGCAUUCGCGCGUACCAUAUUUCGCACUAUAAUUCUUUCUAUCAUAAACUUAAAUAGUAUAUUUUUCGUGCUUUCAACGAAUAAAGUGAAUGUGAAAAUAAAAAAUAUGA
Camponotus floridanus (Florida carpenter ant) is the source of this 4702-nucleotide messenger RNA. RefSeq lists its product as uncharacterized. The transcript has 5 exons. The record is from RefSeq and is a predicted model, not a curated record. The coding region runs from base 179 to 4426 and encodes 1415 amino acids. NCBI's taxonomy places the organism in Eukaryota, Metazoa, Arthropoda, Insecta, Hymenoptera, Formicidae.